ACCAGGGCAGAGCUUGGGCCAGCCCUCAACUUCAGUGCCACCUAGAUUGGCAGCAAGGGGCAGUGCCAGGAGCUUGUUUUCCCAGCACUGCUGACGGAGUAGGGGAAGCUGUAGGGCCGGCACGACCAAGGACUUCAGCCUCAACCCUGUCAAUAAGUGACAGCCAGAGCUGCCAGGGCCUCACCAGGUUAAUGAUUGUGGGGGCAGCUGGCCAAGAGCCCCCGGGCAUGGGGCAAGUGCGGACACCAGCCUUCUGCCCACUGGCUGCACCCCCUGAGCAGAAGGGUCCCCAGGCCCUGAAGAGGCAGGACAUGUCCCCUGCUGUGGCUCUUCCUGGGCAUUCAGCUCUAUCAGCCUGUGACUCAGUGGAGGAGGUUCAGUGAUGCUCCAGGAAUGGCAGGAAUGUCCCCAGCCUGUCCCUGAGUGCCCUGGAGUACUCAAGGAAUCUUCCCUUGCUGCUUUCAUACAAUUGCACCUGGCUCAUCCAUGGCAAUGGGUCCUGGGAGUGCCUGAUCCUGGGGAAAUGGGAUGUGGCAGCCAUGCAGUCUCUCUGUGCCUACUGCCACAGGCACUGGGGCUGGAGGGGCAUUUGUCCCCUGUCUCUCCUGCAGACAGAUGUGGACAUGAGCCAGCUGGGUGUUCUGUGGGUGGAUGGAAACUUGGCUGGAGGUGCAUAAGCAGCAGGUAAUCAUAAACAGCGUCGAGGAGGUGGUGAAGGCAGUGGUGGUGUCGCUCCGCUCCUGCCCACCCUGGCAUCAGACAUGCCAGGAAGAUGCUCUGCCCUCGCAGUGCUGCCGGGCUGAGCCAGGCUGCGUGCCACCAUCACACCAGUGACAGGACACGGAUCGUUCUGGUGUUGACGUCACACACCACCAGUGCCCUGGGGGUGAGGACGUCCUGCGCUGGGCUGAUGCUCAGAUGGCUCUGAGGAUGGUGGAUGCAUGCUGGGCUCAACUCUGGUUUGGGAUGCCCUGGCAGCACUAGCACCAAGCCCUUCUCCUCCUCCUGCUCUCAUGCAGCGGAUGAAGCACCUGGCACCAAAAGACGGAGAGCUGAGGGUGCUCCGGCAUCACCCCUCGGGCACUGGGCUCCAGCACUGCCCCAGGUUUGCUCCUCACUGCAGCAGCUGCCACUCGCCCAGGCUUCGGGCAGGCGAGGCAAGAAGUGCCGGGUACCCCAGGGCCGCGUGCCCCAUCCCGCUCCAGGGCCGCAGCAGACGUGGGAUGCGGACGGGUUACCCAUUAACUACAGGAAUUUCUGGGGAGGAGGCCACUUCGCUGGAGGGACGCGUGGAUGCGGCAUGUGGACACGGCUCUGCCCUGAGUGCCCAACCAGCCUCAGCCUCAACAGGAGUGAUGCUGCCCUACCGGAGGGAGAGCCCGGUCCUGCCCCACUGCCCAGUGCGGGGAGGAAGGGUGGUUCAUGGGCCCCAGUUUGCCUACUGCCCCAGCCCCCAAGCUCUGCAUCGACUGCCGGGUGCCCACACCUGCCCCUUCACCGUUGGUCCUGUGCCCUGCCCUGACCAUGGCUUCCCCUGCCCCGGCUCCCCGGGGCGCCUGCGCGAGGGCAGGGAGCGCUACGAGCUGGAUGUGCUGCCCUGGCAGGGGCCCCGGCUGGGCUUGGACGAGCUGCAGAAGCCAGAGCUCGGGUGCUGGGCCAGGGUCCAGUCCAUCUGUGUCUCCCUUCUCAAGGUGCCCCUGAUGUUUGGCUUCUUGUACCUCUUUGUGUGCUCCCUGGACGUGCUCAGCUCUGCCUUCCAGUUGGCUGGAGGCAAGGUGGCAGGGGACAUCUUCAAGGACAACGCCAUCCUCUCCAACCCGGUGGCUGGGCUGGUGGUGGGCAUCCUGGUAACUGUGCUGGUGCAGAGCUCUUCCACCUCCACCUCCAUCAUUGUCAGCAUGGUCUCCUCAGGGUUGCUGGAGGUGCGCUCUGCCAUCCCCAUCAUCAUGGGCUCCAACAUCGGCACCUCCGUCACCAACACCAUCGUGGCCCUCAUGCAGGCCGGUGACCGCAGUGAGUUCAAACGAGCCUUUGCCGGUGCCACGGUGCACGACUGCUUCAACUGGUUGUCAGUGCUGGUCCUGCUGCCACUGGAGGUGGUGAGUGGGUACCUGCACCAUGUCACCCGCCUGGUUGUGGCCACCUUCAACAUCCGCAGCGGGAAGGAUGCCCCUGACCUGCUGAAGAUCAUCACAGAGCCGUUCACCAAGCUCAUCAUCCAGCUGGACAAGUCAGUGAUCACUGGCAUUGCAACAGGGGAUGAGAGCCUGCGCAACCGGAGCCUCAUCCGCGUCUGGUGUGGCCCUACAUCCCCACAGAUGGCUGCUGUGGGGCUUGGGCCCCCCCUGAACUGCACAGCCCCUGGGCACUGCAGCACUAAAGGCAUCGAGAUCCUCCACAAUGUCACCAGGCAGAAGUGCGAGCAUCUCUUCACUGACACACCACUGCCCGACCUGGCCGUGGGGCUGGUGCUGCUGGCUGGGUCUCUCGUCGUGCUCUGCACCUGCCUCAUCCUCCUCGUGAAACUCCUCAACUCCCUGCUCAAGGGGCAGGUGGCCAAAGCCAUCCAGAAGGUCAUCAACACUGACCUCCCACACCCUCUCAGCUGGCUCACUGGGUACUUCGCCAUGGUGGUGGGUGCUGGGAUGACCUUCGUGGUGCAAAGCAGCUCUGUCUUCACAUCAGCCAUCACACCCCUGAUUGGUCUGGGAGUGAUCAGCAUUGAGCGCGCCUACCCGCUGACCCUGGGCUCCAACAUUGGCACCACCACCACCGCCAUCCUGGCCGCCCUGGCCAGCCCAGGGGACAAGCUGGCCAGCUCCUUCCAGAUUGCUCUCUGCCACUUCUUCUUCAACAUCUCUGGCAUCCUGCUGUGGUACCCACUGCCCUUCACCCGCCUGCCCAUCCGCAUGGCCAAGGCGCUGGGCGAGCGCACGGCCAAGUACCGCUGGUUCGCCGUGCUAUACCUCAUCAUCUGCUUCCUCCUGCUGCCCUCCCUCGUCUUCGGCAUCUCCAUGGCGGGCUGGCGGGCUCUGGUGGGGGUGGGCGCACCCUUCCUCGGCCUCCUCUUCUUCGUGGGGCUGGUGAAUGCACUGCAGGCGCACAGCCCUGGCCGCUUGCCCAAAUGGCUGCAGACCUGGGACUUCCUCCCCGCCUGGAUGCACUCGCUGCAGCCCCUCGACCGGGUCAUCACCCAGGCCACCCUCUGCUGCACCGACCGCUGCCGCAGCCCGGAGGGCUGGGAGGAGCAUGAGGGCCCUCCCCGGGACAAGGCCAGGCUGGGGCUGGACAACCCCGUGCUUUCCUACCCCGAGGAGAUGCCCAGCCCCACCAUCCGGGUGGGCUCGCCUUGCCCGCUCCCACAUGGUGCUACCCGGCUCUAGCUGGUACCACACACCUGGGCUGCUGCUCCCGUGGCCGCUGGUUUCUGUCAUCCCUGCUCAGCUGGUGUUCAAUAAAGGCUGAGCACCCGUGCCCCA
Molecule: messenger RNA, 3479 nt
Organism: Pipra filicauda (Wire-tailed manakin)
Lineage: Eukaryota; Metazoa; Chordata; Aves; Passeriformes; Pipridae
Gene: SLC34A1
Product: solute carrier family 34 member 1
Exons: 14
Coding region: 942-3383 (813 amino acids)
Biological process (GO): intracellular phosphate ion homeostasis; sodium-dependent phosphate transport
Cellular component (GO): apical plasma membrane; brush border; vesicle
Molecular function (GO): sodium:phosphate symporter activity
Source: RefSeq, a predicted model, not a curated record